AUGUCUCAACCUGAUAGAAUUAUCGUUCAUUGGUUAAAUUAUUCUAGAUCACAAAGAAUUGUUUGGUUAUUAGAAGAAUUAAAUAUUCCAUUUGAAUUAAAAACUUAUAAAAGAACAAAAGAAUUUAGAGCUCCAAAAGAAUUAGAUAAUAUUCAUCCAUUAGGUAAAUCUCCAGUUAUUGAAAUUAUAAAACCAAAUGGUGAUAGUUUAAAAUUAGCAGAAACUGGUCAUAUAAUUCAAUAUCUUUUACAGAAUUAUGAUCCAAAUCAUUUAUUAACUCCAACUGAUCCAAAAGAAUUGGAACAACUUGAUUAUUUUUUACAUUAUUCUGAAGGUACUUUACAACCAUUAUUAGUUACUUUAUUAGUUCAUUCAUUUGCAAAACAAAAAGCUCCAUUUGGUACAAGAUUUUUAAUGGGAUUAUUAGUAAAAGGUAUUGAUGAUCAAUUUUAUUUACCAGAAUUAAAGAAAAAUUUAGAUUUUUUGGAAACUGCUUUAAUUAAACAAAAAUCAGAAUUAAAUUCAAAUUAUUUUGUUGGUAAAAAAUUAACUGGUGCUGAUAUAAUUUUAAGUUUCCCAAUUUUUACAAAUAUUUUUAGUUCAAAAGAUGCUGCAAGAGGUUUAGGUGUUCAUGAUUUAGAUAAAAGAUGGCCAAAUUUAAAUGAAUGGAGUGAAAAUAUUGCAAAAGAACCUAAAUUUAUUAAAGCAAAUGAAUUAGUCGCAAAAUAUGAAACUAGUACUCCAAAUAUAUAA
Lodderomyces jiufengensis is the source of this 753-nucleotide messenger RNA. Its product is annotated as glutathione S-transferase. The record is from RefSeq and is a predicted model, not a curated record. NCBI's taxonomy places the organism in Eukaryota, Fungi, Ascomycota, Pichiomycetes, Serinales, Debaryomycetaceae. The coding region runs from base 1 to 753 and encodes 250 amino acids. The transcript is spliced from 2 exons.